AUGCGUCUGUUCCUGCUUCGGCGCUUGUCCCUCCUGAAGCUGGCCCUGGCUGGGGGGGCUCUGUUUAUGGUUGUCCUUGUCAUACUCCAGAAAGACGUGGGUAUCAGCUCCAAUUCUGUCCAGGACCCCUGGUUCCAAGACCUGGUGGAACGCAAGGAGAGAGUGCUGGUGAUGGUCCGAGGAGCAGUCAACAACCUGGGCUUCCAGAUUGGAGCUCCCCAGCCUCCACCGGUAGAGGAGCAGCAGGCCACCUCAGACCGCAACUGUCCUCCAGGUCACUACACCCAAGCAGAGUUGAAGCCAGUCCUGGAGAGGCCCCAACAGGACCCCCAGGGGCCCGGGGCAGAUGGGACAGGCUAUGAGAAAGACAAGAUGACACCAGAGGAGGAGAAAGAGAAGGAAAAUGGGAUGACUGUUAACUGUUUCAAUCAGUUCUCCUCCGACAGGAUCUCCCUCAGCCGUAGCCUAGGAGACGACACCCGGCCACCAGAGUGUGUGGAGCGUAAGUUCCGCCACUGCCCUCCUCUCCCCACCACCAGUGUAAUCAUAGUGUUCCACAACGAGGCCUGGUCCACCCUGCUGCGUACCGUCUACAGUGUCCUCCACACCUCCCCUGCUGCCCUGCUCACUGAGAUCAUCAUGGUGGACGACGCCAGCACUGCAGAGCACCUAGGGACUCGGCUGGAUGAGUAUGUGAAACAGCUGAAUAUAGUGAAGGUGGUGAGACAGCAGGAGAGGAAGGGCCUGAUCACAGCCAGGCUCCUGGGGGCCAGUGGGGCACUGGGACAGACUCUCACCUUCCUGGACGCACACUGUGAGUGUUUCCAUGGCUGGCUGGAGCCCCUGCUUGCUCGUAUCGUAGAGGAGCCCACGGCUGUGGUCAGCCCAGAGAUCACCACCAUCAACCUGAAUAACUUUGCCUUCAACAAGCCUGUAGCCACCUCUAAGGCCCAGAACAGAGGAAACUUUGACUGGAGCCUCACCUUCGGCUGGGAGGGCAUCCCCGAGCAGGAGAAGAACAGACGCAAAGACGAGACCUACCCCGUCAAAACUCCAACGUUUGCCGGUGGUCUCUUCUCCAUCUCCAAGAAGUACUUUGAACACAUUGGGACGUACGACGAUAAGAUGGAGAUCUGGGGGGGUGAGAAUGUGGAGAUGUCCUUUAGGGUGUGGCAGUGUGGGGGCCAGCUGGAGAUCAUUCCGUGUUCUGUGGUUGGUCACGUGUUCCGUACCAAGUCCCCCCACACCUUCCCUAAAGGCACUGAGGUCAUCACACGGAACCAGGUACGAUUAGCCGAGGUCUGGAUGGACGACUACAAACGCAUCUACUACCGACGCAACAGUAAUGCUGCGAAGAUGGCCGAAGAGAAAGGGUUUGGUGACAUCUCAGAGCGUGUGAAUCUGAGGGAGAGCCUACAUUGUAAGAACUUCACUUGGUAUUUGAAUAAUAUCUACCCCGAGAUGUUCAUACCAGACCUCACCCCGACCAAGUUUGGAGCGAUUAAGAACUCUGGCACUCAGAGCUGUCUGGAUGUAGGAGAAAACAACCAAGGAGGAAAGCCACUGAUCAUGUACACCUGCCACAACAUGGGGGGCAAUCAGUACUUUGAGUAUACGUCCCAUAAGGAGCUGCGUCACAACAUAGGGAAGCAGCUGUGUCUGCAGGCCAACCCCCAGCCAGACCAGGUUAAGAUAGAGCUCUGUACACUGAAGGGCCAAGGGACCAGCGUGGCCCCACAACAGGAGUGGCUCUUUACAGAGGAGAAUCUCCUCCAGAACCCAGCCAGUGGAAAGUGUUUACUCCUGAUAGGGAGCCAGAUAGUGAUGUACUACUGCAACACAGCUGAUCUCAACCAGCACUGGACAUUCAGUUGACCUCCCUGAACUUUAACCCCUGACCUUAACCAUAACUAAAGCUUGUACUGGACCUUGACCCCUCUACCAGCCCAUCCACCCAUAGACUCAGGGUCAAGAAGGAAAGGCCAGUACCAGCUGAGGACAACAGGACAGGACCAUAUGCCACUGAGAACACAAAAUUGCUGACUUGAGAGGAAUGAACUGGUAGAACAUGGAGUACUGCAUACCUCUGUGAAUGAGCUCAGGAUUUAACCUCUUGACUGUUUUAACUAUAUUUAUGAUGGAGACUCAGGAAUGAAGGUGGUCUGGUUCCUUCUUGUGGUGGGGAGGGAACUGAACACUGCAGCCUGGGUUGUGUUCAUUAGGGGAAGAUAUUUCGAAGCAGAGUGAAACUGUGAUCUCCACUCCUACCUGAACUUGUCCAAUGAGAACACAGAUUUAAAUUUGUUGCAAAACAUUUUGCUACGGUAUACCCUACUAAACAUGACCCUGAACUGGCAGGCAGCGAUAUGCUCUACCCAGCUAAUAUGGUAGGAAGAGGUCCAUCACUGACCACUAAAAUCUUAAAACCUGUCCGUUCCGCCAGCGGAACCCCUUGCCAACAGCCAAUGAAAUUGCAGGGCGCCAAAUUACAUUUACAUUUUACAUUUAAGUCAUUUAGCAGACGCUCUUAUCCAGAGCGACUUACAAAUACGAAACAACAUAAAUCUCAAAAAUCAAAUUUCUCAAACAUACAAAUAUUACAUUUUAAAUAUUAAAUUCUCAUUAAUCCAGCCACAGUGUCUGAUUUCAAAAAUGCUUUACAGCGAAUGCUCCACAAACGAUUAUGUUAGAUCACCACCAAGCCACAGAAUAAACACAGCCAUUUUUCCAGCCAAAGAGAGGAGUCACAAAAAGCACAAAUAGAGAUAGAAUGAAUCACUAACCUUUGAUGAUCUUCAUCAGAUGACACUCAUAGGACUUCAUGUUACACAAUACAAUAUGUUUUGUUCGGUAAAGUGCAUAUUUAUAUUUAAAAAAAUAAUUUUAAUUUGGCGCGUUAUGUUCAGUAGUUCUAAAACAUGCGAUUUAGCUUAGAAACCCAUCAAAUUACACAAAUACUAAUAAUAAACCUUGAUAAAGGUACGACUAUUAUACAUGGAAUUAGAGAAAUACUUCUCCUUAUUGCAACCGCUGUCAGAUUUUUUAAAAACUUCACAGAAAAAGCAAACCAUGCAAUAAUCUGAGAACAGUGUUCACACAACAAAGAAGUCAAAGCGAUAUCCACCAUAUUGGGUCGUCAACAUUAGUCAUAAAUAGCAUUAGAAAUAUUCACUUACCUUUGAUGAUCUUCAUCAGAAUGCACUCCCAGGAAUCCCAGGUCUACAAUGAAUGCUUGAUUUGUUCGAUAAAGUAUAUCCUAAUGUUAGGGCGUUUGGUAAGCAAAUCCAAACGCGCGUGCAGUUCCAGCACAACGUCGAACGAAAAGUUCAAAAAGUGAUAUAACAGUCCGUAGAAACCUGUCAAACCUUAUAGGAUGUUUUUAACAUAAAUGUUCAAUAAUGUUCCAACCGGAGAAUUGCUUUGUUUGUAGAAAAGCAAUGUAACGAGAGGUAACUCUCUCGAGACCGCGCAACCAAGGCACUCUGCCAGACCACUGACUCAAACAGGUCUCAUGAGCCCUUCCUUUAUAGUAGAAUCCUCUAACAAGUUUCUGAAGACGGUUGACAUCUAGUGGAAACCUUAGGAAGUGAAAAAUGACCCCAUAGACACUGUGUAUUCGAUAGGCCAAGCUUUGAAAACCUACAAGCCUCAGAUUUCCCACUUCCUGGUUGGAUUUUUCUCAGGUUUUCACCUGUCAUAUGAUUUCUGUUAUACUCACAGACAUAAUUCAAACAGUUUUAGAAACUUCAGUGUUUUCUAUCCAAUACUACUAAUAAUAUGCAUAUAUUAGCAUCUGGGACAGAGUAUCAGGCAGUUUACUCUGGGCACCUUAUUCAUCCAAGCUACUCAAUACUGCCCCCCUGUCACCAAGAAGUUAACAGAAGAUCCUUUUCUUUAAAUAAUUGUUUUGUUUGUCUAAUUUACACUAUAUUUGUCAGGAUAUUAACGUAGACAUUGUGAAUGUUGUUGCUAUGACAAUGCAAAUAUCUGCCAAAGGGAGAGGUGUAAAAAAAUGUUUAGCUUAUUUGUCAUAGUAAACUGACAUACUGUAUGUUCCUUACAGGAUAUACCAGAGGUAAAGGGAUAUUCAAAAUCAUGACAAAUAUUCCUAUAAACAUAUGAAGGAUUGGAAUGGAAAUUGAAUGAGUACUUUUGGGGGAUUUUAAUUUAGUUUCAUUCUUGAUUUUUGUUAACAUGCAUUCAAUACGACUUGUGAUAUCAUUUUUAUUUAAUUUAUUUUACCAUCUUUUGGCCACAUUGAAUAAAAACAAGGAGAUUGUGUAUUACAGCCAGCAUUUGAUACCAUGUCUUUCCAGCAGCGUCUACCAAUGUAAUACUUGGUUGGUUUCUAGCUCUUUGUUUUUAGUUUUUUUUGUUCCUGGUUAUGUACUACUUUACAUAUGGCACGAACUGAAAGUACUGUGUGUUCAAAAUACAAUGCUAUUAUGCAAAUUGUCUGGCAAGGUAACUAAGGGAUGCUGGAUAUCAUGCUCUUGUGUGUGUCUGUUCCUAUGUGACUUUCAUACUUUUUGAUUCCAGACCAACUUUUUCUCGCUGGAGAUAUGGGCCCUGUUCUUAUCAGAACCCACAAGCUGAUAAUAAGAGACUAUUCUUUUUGUCCCAAAUGGUACACCGUUCCCUAUAGUGCACUACUUUUGACGAGGGCCCGUAGGGAUCUGGUCAAUAGUUGUGCACUAUGUAGGUAAUAGUGUGGUAUUUGGGACUUAUGAAUUCCUACAAUAAUAAACCUUGCUCCGGGUGAGCUGUUGAAUAGGCUAGUUAAUGAUAAAUAUAUCUUUCUCUCACAAUUUGCUUUGCACAAUAUUGUUUAUGCAAGGAGUGGUUUUGGACUCUUAAGGUAAUUCCUUAUUACAUGAAUUAUAACUUGGGCAAGUUCUAAGUUAAUGACGACUAUGAACGUGUGUUUGACGGACUAAUCUUAAGAAAGACAUGUAAUUUAUUUCUAUUUGGAAAUUAAAGUUGAGGGUUGUCUCGCCUCAGCUUCAGGCUUCGCAAACGAGGUGAAAGACUGUGGCUGAGGGUUGUCAAACCAGGGCCCGGUUUACCGAUCGCUUACGAGUGUUAUUUUAAUGAUGCAUCUUUCCUACAACAGCCAAACAUGUGACAUGCGUUUCCCAAAAUACCACACAGAGAGAACGGUCACUAAGUGCGUUGUUGCCGCUGGUGUCGAUACUGAUGGGAUCGAAGGCAGUGCUGAUCUCGGGUCAGCUUUCGCCAUUCAAUUCUUACCAAUGAAUGAUAUUGAAGUCAAUUUUCAUGUUCAUUUAAUUGUUUUAUUUUGCAAUUUGUCUUACAACCAAAUGUUUUGCCACAAUAUACACAGUUUACAAAACAUUAAAAACACCUAAUUGA
This is a messenger RNA of Oncorhynchus keta (chum salmon), 5373 nucleotides long. Its product is annotated as polypeptide N-acetylgalactosaminyltransferase 6-like. Gene Ontology annotation, cellular component: Golgi apparatus. Lineage: Eukaryota; Metazoa; Chordata; Actinopteri; Salmoniformes; Salmonidae. Bases 1 to 1875 code for a protein of 624 amino acids. The record is from RefSeq and is a predicted model, not a curated record. The transcript is spliced from 11 exons.